AUGGCGGAUGAGCCCUUGCCCUCCCAUCGUUUCAGGUUCCGUCCACUUUCCUUCAUAUUCCGCUUUAUCCAAAUGCUGUAUCUAUAUGCUCGACCGAUCGAUUUUGGUCUGAAGAUGACUGUAGAUCAAUUGUACUUGACGAAUUGCAGAUUGAUGGCUUCAAUAGCUGUAUUUGAGAUGCUGGAUCUUCUGCUGAAUUACAUCUGUUUUUCUUCGUCUGUUUGUUUUCGAUUUCCAGUGGUAGAUCGUAUGCUCUGGCACAAUAAAAUUGAGAAUUUAAGUAGUUUUGUGAUUCCAACUUUGGGGGGAAGAGGGAGGCUAAGGCAGAAGAGUCGUCUGCAAUUGGCCAAACAUCAUAGAACUCAUUCAAAUUGGGAUAUCAAAUGGGCGUCAGCAUACCUUUUUGUUUUGUUCAGUCCUCGCAUCAUUGUUCUGACACUGUCAUGUUAUCCAGAAUCGAAACACAUGUAUGGAGGGAGUGUACGACUAUUUACACAAGCAUGGGUGUUUUUUAAGCUUCCAAAUUUUCUGAAAGUAGCCAUUGACGUUCAUGGAGAUCAUGAAGAAAUUGGUGUGAAGCUAGAUAGGCUGCAACAAAUUGAGGCGACUGAAGUUGCUGUAUUUCUUUGGAGUUUCCCCUGGUGCAUUGAGAAUCAAAAAAGUUUCUCGGGUGUGCCGUCGUCACCAGUAUCUGCUUCUCCAUGUUCGUCUAUCGGCCUUCAUAUGGAAAUUGUUGAGUUCUUUUGCGGCGCUACGUUUGCGAUUCUA
Molecule: messenger RNA, 768 nt
Organism: Striga asiatica
Lineage: Eukaryota; Viridiplantae; Streptophyta; Magnoliopsida; Lamiales; Orobanchaceae
Source: the annotation of a GenBank genome assembly